AUGUCCGUUCGAGACCCCGUCCCCGCCAUGUCCGCCGCCCUCAAGGGUGCCCAGAUCUACUUUGGUCCAUUCCUCGUCACCUCCCAGGUCUUCCACGUCACCCCGCUCUCCUUCGCCCUCGUAAACCUCAAACCCAUCCUCCCGGGCCACGUACUCGUUUCCCCGCGCCGGCGCGUUCCCCGCGUCGCGGACCUGACCGCCGCCGAAACGACCGAUCUCUUCCUCACCGUGCAGCGGGUCGGCAAGAUGGUUGAGCGCGUGUACGGCGCGUCGAGUCUCAAUAUCGCUGUGCAGGACGGGCCGGAGGCGGGCCAGAGCGUGGCGCAUGUGCAUGCGCACAUCAUCCCGCGGAAACGGGCGGAUCUAGACCAUCGGGGUGGGACGGAUGCAGUGUAUGAUCUGUUGGAUGGGGAGGAGGGGGAUCUAAGGCGGGUCUUUUUGGAGGAGAAGGGGGCGCAGGACGGGCAGGGCGAGGGCGAGAGGAGGCCGAGAGCGAAGUUCCCUGCAGUUGAUAACGAGAGGCGGUCGCCGAGGAGUAUGGAGGAGAUGGAGGCUGAGGCGGAGAUGUUGGCGAGGGAGAUGGAGAGGGAGGUUGUGGAGUGA
Messenger RNA from Aspergillus udagawae, 603 nucleotides. RefSeq names its product HIT family protein. The coding region runs from base 1 to 603 and encodes 200 amino acids. The transcript has 2 exons. The record is from RefSeq and is a predicted model, not a curated record. Gene Ontology annotation, molecular function: catalytic activity. NCBI's taxonomy places the organism in Eukaryota, Fungi, Ascomycota, Eurotiomycetes, Eurotiales, Aspergillaceae.